CGUUGUUUGCAAUUACUGGCCUUUUUCAAAAGAUGUGGGAACAAAGUUGGAAACAGAGGAUUUCCAAAAACAUACCAAGGAAAUGAUUCCAUUUCUUAGCCGAUUUCAUGGUAAAACCCACACAAUGUUUUGUCAGCUUUUGUAUGGAGGUCAUUGGAUGACUGGAGCUGCGUCAACAACAGGCGAGACGACUGAACAGACUAACUCCAAAAUGUCUCGUUAUUGAUCCACUACAAAGCACAUGAGUAAUCCAAAUAGAAGGGACCAUUUAACCGAUGGAAUGAUCUACUGGAAUCAAGGAAAGGAAUGCGGAAUGGCCAAGCAACUAGCGAAAUUCUAUAAUGCUGCUCUUGAUGAUUCGGUUCGUUAUGAUAAAGAGUUUGAAAAGCAAAAACAAACAUGGCUAGAGGAAACUAAGCGUCAAUUGCACGAAGCCCGUGAGAAACUAUCCAAGGCUCAGCAGGCUAUGGAUGAAAUUCCAUACAAACUCAAAAAGUUAUUGCAGAUAAAAUCUCCGGCUAAGAAAUUAAGAGAUUUUGCUGUGGUCCAAUCAAACAAACUGCGAUCCAAUCCAUAGUACCACAACUUACAUCGGAUAUCUUUAAACUUGAAAAAAGUCUUGGCGAAGGAGUUGUGCCUCAACUUCCCAAAAUUCUUGAAGACCUCCGGAACGAAGCGUCUCGCUGCCAGAGGAAGAGGAUUACUAAAAAAACUCCUCUUGAUGUUGCAAGGAAGAGUCUCGAAGCGACACAUCUGCUAAUGAGGAAUUUAAAAAAUCGUAUAGCGAAGGAGGCAGCUCCAAGUCGCGAUCAGAGUUCAAAAGGCAGUUGCAGAAAUGUUCCGAGAAAGUCCAAAUCAUCAUUGGAACAAUAAAUGAGCAGACAAUACUCGAUAGUGAAAAAGUAACGAUAGAAAAUUGUUACAAUGGAAUUUUU
Daphnia carinata is the source of this 935-nucleotide messenger RNA. RefSeq lists its product as uncharacterized. Lineage: Eukaryota; Metazoa; Arthropoda; Branchiopoda; Diplostraca; Daphniidae. The record is from RefSeq and is a predicted model, not a curated record. The transcript is spliced from 8 exons. Bases 242 to 577 code for a protein of 111 amino acids.